GUGGGUGCCGAGAAAAGCGGUGCAUCGUGCCCUACGAGUUGAUAAACAUGAGUUGAAAGACGCUGAACGAUUGGAAAGUGUCAUUUUCAUCGCUCAUUGAACUUACAGUUUGGAUAUUCGUGAUGCCUGUCUUUCAAGAAACCUCCAACGCGGCGCGAGACCAGAGAAUCCUCCCUUCGCGCGCUCUACCGUUACCCCGACUCUCUCAGCAGCCAGACUUGUCCAAUGUCUCCGAGGAACAUAAGGAAGUCGUCGUCAUUGGUGCUGGACCGGCAGGUCUGUUUCUAACCUUGCUGCUCGCAAGAUAUGGUAUCACAGAAGCCUCACUUCUCUGUCUGGACUCCAAGCCGGGUACGCUGAAAGCCGGUCAGGCAGAUGGACUCCAACCCAGAACUCUUGAGGUAUUCCAAAGUUUGGGAAUAGCAAGUGAGAUCAUCAGUGAGGGAUGUCAUAUGGAAGAGGUUGCAUUUUGGAACCCCGUGCAAUCGAACGCAAACACCAACGGCAAUGGUUCUCAUGGUACAGGAAUUGAACGGACCAGUUUUGCACCCGAUGUCAACGUCCCUGCUCGUUUCCCGUUUGAGGUUACGAUUCACCAAGGCCGAAUUGAGCGAAUUCUAGAAGAGAACCUGCAUCUCUAUGCAGGCAAGAGUGCCAUCAGAAGAUCGCAUCGUUUCCUGGAGUACACAGUCGACGAAACCAACCCUGAAUUCCCCAUCGUGGUUAAGUACGCACAAGAUCUUAAAGAUGGAUCAACUCAACAAGGCACCGUUCGAACAAAGUAUCUCAUCGGUGCAGACGGCGCACGCUCGAAAGUCCGAAAAUGCAUGGGUCUCGAGCUCGAGGGUGAAACAACAGAUCAUAUCUGGGGUGUGUGCGAUUUCGUCGCCGACACCGACUUUCCCGAUAUUCGCAAACGCUCAGCAGUUCACUCAGACGCUGGUUCUGUCAUGGUCAUUCCCAGAGAACAGAUUGCAACGGGCGAGUAUCUCACGCGUCUUUACGUUCAGGUUGCUGAGGAGGUCGACACCAGUGGUGAUACUGGGACAGACAAAAAAUCUGCUGAUAAGAAGCGACGUGGUGCGGUUACGUUGGAAUACAUCUUCGAGCAAGCGCGGCAGGUUUUUGCGCCGUAUGAGAUUAAGAUCAAGGAGGGGACGGAGCCAGAUUGGUGGGCGGCUUAUCAGAUUGGACAGCGUAUGGCUUCCAGAUUUUCUGCUAAGACGUCUGAUGGGGUAGAAAGGGUGUUCAUUGUUGGAGAUGCCUGCCAUACUCACAGCCCUAAAGCCGGUCAGGGCAUGAACGUCUCGAUGAUGGACUCUUACAACCUCGCCUGGAAGCUCGCCCACAGGAUCCAUGGCCUUACUCCCGCAAGUCCCUCUGGAAUAGACUCUAUCCUCGAAACAUUUUCCCAAGAGCGCGUUGAUGUAGCUCGCCAGCUCAUUGAGUUCGACGCCCAGUUCUCGCACAUGUUCUCCGGUCGCAUUGGAUCAGCAGAUGCCGAGACCUCGGGUCUCACCCAUGAAGAGUUCCUUCGAGUCUUCAGUGAGGGCAGCGGUUUCACUAGUGGUUGUGGACUUCAGUACAAGGAGAGUAGACUGAUCAGGGAGUUGGAUGCGAAGAGUAACUUGUUCCGGGGAGAUCCACUUCUGGGCGCGUUGACACCAGGACGACGACUGCUUGAUGUUGAGGUGAAGCGCUAUGCUGAUGCUACUGCUCGUCAUCUGCAAGAUGAAAUGCCACCGACUGGCCGUUACUACAUCCUCGUCUUCACAAGCAACGACCUGCUCGACCAAUCCGGCACUUCGCAGUCAGCUUUACAGUCAUCCGUCGAUAUUCUACAAAAGUUCCCGAAAGGCACCGUAACCCCAAUUGUGAUGCAUCCACUCACUUCAAGAUUCGAGUGGAUUGAUCUGCCAGCGGGAGUAAAGACAUUUGCUGAGAUGCGGACUUAUGGAGUGUCAAAGAAGGAGGACGUCUACCAAGUGUUGGGUGUAUCCAAGGAUGAUGGUGUCGUUGCAGUGGUGAGACCUGAUGGAUAUGUUGGUAUGAUGGCGCCUCUGUCUAAGACGAGAGAUGUAGAAGAUUAUCUGCGAGGUUGCUUAGUUACUAUUUGAGCUAUAUACUACUUCGUAAGAACGUUAAGCGAAAAUUACAAAUUCCA
This is a messenger RNA of Fusarium odoratissimum NRRL 54006, 2164 nucleotides long. RefSeq lists its product as uncharacterized. The coding region runs from base 123 to 2117 and encodes 664 amino acids. The record is from RefSeq and is a predicted model, not a curated record. NCBI's taxonomy places the organism in Eukaryota, Fungi, Ascomycota, Sordariomycetes, Hypocreales, Nectriaceae. Gene Ontology annotation, molecular function: FAD binding. The transcript has 4 exons.